CGCCGGCAGCGGGGCGGCAAGAUGGCGGCGCUGCUGGCGCGGCUCAGCCGGGCCUGCCCCGGGCCCCGCGCCGCCCGCCUGCCCCGCGCCCCGGCCCCGCCGCUGCCCCCCGCCCCGGCCCCGGCCCCGGCCCCGCCGCGGCCGCUCAGCUUCUCGGCGGCAGAGCUGGUGCGCGCUGCCCCGGGCCCGGUGCAGCCCUACCUGCGCCUCAUGCGGCUGCACCAGCCCGCCGGGACGUGGCUGCUGUACCUGCCGUGCAGCUGGAGCAUCGGGCUGGCGGCCGGGCCGGGCUGCCUGCCGGACUGGCAGAUGCUGUCGCUGUUCGGCGUGGGAGCCGUCCUGAUGCGCGGGGCCGGCUGCACCAUCAAUGACAUGUGGGACCGGGACUACGACAAAAAGGUUGUGAGAACAGCAAGUAGGCCCUUGGCAGCUGGAGAUAUAUCCACUUUUCAGUCCUUCAUUUUUCUUGGGGGACAGCUUAGCUUGGCGCUUUGUGUGCUUCUGUGUCUGAAUUACUAUAGUAUUGUUCUGGGAGCAGCCUCCUUGUCUCUUGUGAUCACCUACCCUCUGAUGAAGAGAAUAACGUAUUGGCCACAGUUAGUUUUGGGACUUACAUUUAAUUGGGGAGCUCUUCUUGGCUGGUCUGCCAUCAAAGGGUCAUGUGAAUGGUCUGUUUGUUUGCCCUUGUACUUAGCUGGAGUGAUGUGGACUCUGGUAUAUGAUACCAUUUAUGCACAUCAGGAUAAGAGGGAUGACAUCAUUAUCGGUGUAAAGUCAACAGCAUUACAGUUCAAGGAGGAUACGAAACAGUGGCUCAGUGGCUUCAGCCUGGCAAUGCUCCUGAGUUUGUGCAUCACAGGAAUUAACUGUAACCAGACGUUCCCAUAUUACUCAGCUGUGGCUGCCAUAGGGGCUCAUCUAGCACACCAGAUUUACACUUUGGACAUAGACAAACCUGAAGACUGCUGGAAGAAAUUUGCUUCAAAUCGUACUGUAGGAGUUCUGCUCUUCACAGGGAUUGUGUUUGGAAAUCUGUGGAAACGAGAAGACUCAAAAAAUGUAGAAGAGCCUGUAGAAAACAGAAAGUUCUAUCAAAGCAACACCAGCUCUUUUCAGGAGUAUCCAUAGGUAUGUAAGCGUGCUGAUUCCUGCAGGGAUAUGGAGAGGGGUUGCCAUGGCAUUGGCACUUGUCAUGGUGCGGCUGGACGCUGGAUCUUUGACUCAGAAGCCUGCUUGGGAGAGUGGCACAUGGGAGCUUUCACACUCACCUUUGCCAGGAGGAGGGACUCAUGAUUUUGCUAUUUGUGUAUUUCUUGUUAAAUAUGAUACCAUUAAUGUAAGGAGGCCAGCUUUUUCCCUGUGUCUAAUUUCAGGAAAGUAUGUGCUGCAGGCUUCCAGCUCAGGAACUGUGGUGUGCAAACAGAAGGGCUGGAGGCUGUGGGACAGCCAGCAGGGAGUCACCUGGUCAGGCAUAGCAUGAGCCACUGAUAGCAGAAUGUGGAGUGAACAGGUGAUUCGAUUUAAAGUCAGGAAGGCAUGUCAGCUUGUGGAAAGAUCAGCACAUCCUGUGAGCUGAAGUCGCCAAAAAACCAGCUGAAAUCUAAGGUAACCAACCCAUCACCUGUACCAGCACAGCAUUAUGAGUAGCCAGUGGUCAUGAAAGGCACUGAAAGCGGAACUGUUGUGAUGAAAGGCUGGUGGGGAAUUGUAUUUUGUGGGUGCUGCUUUGUUUUUAUCUUUUGGCAAAAGCCAGGAAAGGGCCAUUAAUUUGUUUCUGAAUGUAUCAUGGUGCAAAUAGAAGGAGAGAAGAUCUAUUUAAGCUUCAAAACAAAGCUGACAGGAAAAAAUGUGGAUGUUAACCAGCUGUGUAAAAUUAAUGUGAAGUUUUGGUACUUGAAGGCUGCUUGCAUACUAGAGAGGUGAGUUUCCUGCAGUGCCUCCCUAUAAUUUGUGACAGGUGAAAGGCCAGAGCAAAUUUUAACACAGUACAUGCUAUAUAUAGCACCAGAAUUAUAAAGGAAAUUGUAAAACACCUCUUUAGUUUCACAUCACUUUUUCUGGAUGGUUGUGUUUUUUAAACACCACCCCCUAUCCCCAGCCAGGCAGCUGUGCUGCAGAUGUGGUUUUGUCUGAGCUAAGCAGGUAGAGGUCUAAUACAAUUAAUUUAAAAAUCAAAACCAACAACAAAGAAGUGUUGAAAAUGCUAAGUUCAAAACCUUUAAAAAUGCAGCUUUAAUUUCUGGAUGAGUGAGCAGAAAUCUCUGCCAUAAUGGAAAAAAAGCGAGAACCAAAACCAAUCCGUGAAUGUUUACACCAGCAGAAUGCAAUUCUUCCAAACUGCAGAGCUUCUUGGCUAAGGCAGGUAGAGUAACAAGGAUAAAUACCUAAUUGCUAAGGUUUAUGGGAGGCCAAGCUAAUUUUAUGGUACUGAUAUGAGGACCUAGAGUGAGGGUCUUUAGGACCCUGAGGGAUAUGGGGAGCAGAAGAUGGUUAGUAUUCUCUCCCAUUUCCUCUCAUACUCUACAAAAGCCAGGAGGCCCAGAAACCUGUCCCCUUUUCCUGCUCUAUUCUUCCUUGCUGCUGCUGCACUUGGAGAUCUUUGAGAGAGGCUCCUGCUUUUCCAUCAGCUCACCAUGUGCUCUGCAGGAUCUGAAUCUGUCAGGUGCCGGGAAAAGCCAUGGACCCCUCUCCCAAGUUAGGCCUGCUGCAAGGGACCCUCAAGCACCUAUCUCUGUCAUCAUCGAGAUUAGGUUUGGUAUAUAUUAGUAUAUUCUUGUAUGUAUUGUUCCUCAUCCCAUGUGUUACUCCCCUUUUCCAGUUCCAGUAAACCUGUUCCAGUUUUAAUUUCCAACCUUUAAGUCUCUUUUCCUUAUUCCCCUUUUAUCUUCCUGUGUGAGGGUGGAGGGGGGUAAUAGAGAGCAGUUUUGUUCUCUGGUUUUUGGUUCGUCCUGACCAUUAAACCUAGACAGUAAUAUAAAAUACAUGUCUUCAAUUGUACAAAAGAAAGAACCAAACCUGUAACAAGCUGUGAGGGCAGAGGUGGGAUGAAGCAACUGCAUGCUUAUUCCAUAGUACCUUGUUUUUUUUCUUGGACUGGCAUUAAAGUAUUGUUCAGCUCUGAAUGGAAAUAAAGUUAUUUAUCUUCAAUAUACUUUUCAACUUAACCCAGCAGGCAACAGCACAUGCAUAGCAUGAGGGGUAUGUUUUGAGGAGAAACUACAACAGUGUUAAGUGGCUUCUUAAUAGGAAGAUCUGUGUGCAUUUUGUGUUGGCUGCCAUGCUGUAGCAUGGCCAAAAAUGCAUCAGACAGAUUUUCCAGCUUUAUCAGAAGCAUUUUCCCGCAAAUGCUGUCAUGCUAUUAACCACUUUUCCAGGAAAUCGAUAAAUGCAAGUGAAAGUUCUUGAAAUAAAAAUUAAGGAAAUACAGAGUACACCAUAAUGUGUUUUUUGCUUAGUGUUGGCACAAUGCUUUUUUUCCUCUCCCUCCACUUCUGCAUGCAUGACAUCAGGCAGUGGAUCCAGCAGUGCACUAAAUGAGAGAUGUGACAGGUUACUGGAGAAGGUGUGGCACUAAUCUUAUCUGUCAGACAGAGGGGCUGGGAGGUCUCCUGCCACCUUCCUCCUUUGGGGGAAGACCCAGGGCAGAAAGGCAAGGCUCUGUAAGCACAGGUUGUCCGUGAAGCUGAUGAGACUGAGGUUGCUCUCGGUGGGGUGAAGGACAGGCUGAAGGUGUGGUCUUGCAGUGCACAGCUCCUCUUCCAGGUGACAGGUGAUUAAUACCAGGUUGCUCCAUCCCAAGCAGGGCUUUGGUAUCUGCAGAUUCAUCUCUUGUUAGGUCUUUAUCUGGUGAGGGUGCUUUCUACAGCUGUCCCACCAUUAGAGCAACUCAGGGAGCAGUCACCUGUUUUUUCUCUUAUGCUAGGUAGGAUGGUGAGAGUGCCUUCUCAGUUCUUCCCAUGUCUCUGAACCCAGUUGUGAGGGGCUGUUCCGCCAGGGGUCCUCUGAGAUCUUGGGACAUCCAUACAAGGAAUGUUGGUGCUAUGGAGCUGGUGCAAAGGCAGCGACUGUUUUAUCUGCUGUCAUCAGGUCUUGUUCAAGAAAUCAGUGGCAAUGCAGGGGAGGACCAGAAAGUUACCUUCAAGAGUUGGAGCUACUCAGUGCUGAUGUAGUUACACCAAAGUCAGAAGGUACCUCAGAAAACUGGAGGUUAAAUGCAUGGGGAGCUACCAUGAGAGGCUAUCAGGGUGAGUGGGUUCGGUGCCAGGAUAAGUCAUGCAGAAGAAACCCCAUUGUACAAAAGAGGCAUCAUGUGCAUAUGGAGAAGAGAAACAAGACUGCCAUCAAACUGAAGGUGAGCAAAGCUCUCCUCUGAAGAGGACUUGUGUGCAUGCAGCAGGUGCAGAGCUGCAUAGGUUUCCCCACUUGCACAAUUCCUCUACCAGUCCAGCUGGCUUGCCUUCUCCAGUCUGUCUUACAAAGUAUCUUAGUUAUUAAGUAGUAAAUGCCCUUUUAAAUCAUCAGUACAACUUAAUUACGAAUUAAUAUCAAUACAUUUAAAAAGUACUUGUCACAUGUCAAAUUCUGUUGCAAAGCAUGUUGGAUGUCAUUCUGCCAGUUACUUGGUUAAAGUUAGAUUAACAUCACAGAAUCACAAUAGUCAUGGUUAGAAAGGGCCUCUGAGAUCACCAAGUCCAACCAAAAAAAAAACCACCCCAAAACAACCAAAACCACACAGCUCCACAAAACCACACUUCCUGCAUCACGUGUGGCUGUUAACUCAGCUGAGGCUCAAGCACUGAGCUAAUACACUGUUCUUGUAUGCUGGCAGCAUCGUGGCAACAGCUGGCAGGUUGACAUAAAACUCCUGGCAGGCCACAGAAAUGGCACAGAGCACACAUCCAAGCUGGAAGGUAGACAUGGGUCAGCUUACCCAAAAAAGCCCCGAAGAGCAGCCAGACUGCUGAGGUUUCCCCACUUUCCACUGCCAUCUGGGGAUGGGGUCAGGGACAGGAGGACCUGCACUUGCACCCACUGAUAGUUCUGCUUGUAAAGGAGUGAGUUGGUGAAUGUGUGACCUAGGGAAUUAAUGAAGCAGCAGAUUACAAAACCAAUGAGUUGGUUGUUACAAGGGGGUUUAUUUUACUGUUGAUUUUAACCUUAGUUGUUUUUUACCUUGUGAGCUCCUGAGAUGAAGUUUGAUUCCCAGAGGGUGUUGUCCUGUAAAUCUGAGUGACCCAGAAAAAGAGUGGCACUGCCAAAAGGAUGGUGAGAAAUAACAAAAAACAAGAGCAAGAAGCAGAAGUUCAGCCAGGCUGUGUGAAGCAUCUUAUGAUAAACUUUUGCCCCAGCCAGCAUGCAACCACAGGUGGAUGUGAAACCAUUCUCCUACUGCUUUCCUUUGGGUCUGACUCGCUGUGGUCAUGUGCUACUGCAAAGUAGGUGACACCCUUAACCCCAGCUGUGAGCUCCCCACUGUGCACCUCAUGUUUGGGUAUUUGCAGCAUGAGGGGUUUAAGCAGGUGGCAAUGCAUCUCCCUAGCCAUUACCCUAGCCCCAUUUUCUGUCUGAUCAGCCAGCCAAAUGGACCUGCACCACCAUGUGCAGUGUCCCUGGUAUUGGAAGCAUGAGAGACACGCAGGCAUGGGCAGGGAACAGCUCUCAUGCCAGCUGCAGUGGUUUUGGUUUUGGUGAGAUGUGAACCUGACCCUUAGGUGUUUUUCUAAGGACUGUGAAAAUUUCUUUUAUUCUUUCCAACCGGAAGAAGGCUUUAGAGAUUUAGUUUUGUUAGUACAUUUCCCUUCUUCUUAGCUAUUGAGACAUUUUGGUCUUUGCUGUCUCACUGUGGCUAAGAGAGGCAUGCUUUGCAGCCGACUGCCCAUCUUCCCACAAUGCCACUUCAUGGGCCUGGAGAAGCCACAUGGGAGGGGGACAGUGGCUGCCAGCUAUCAGCAGAGCCCAAGUCAGGUCCCGUGGUCAGAAAUCACCAGAAACCACUGCAGCUGCAAUGGGAGGCAGUGGGAGCUUUUGGCCUGCGCUGAGCAAGAAUGAUGUUCUUGUGAGUUUCAGGAGUUUUGUGUUUUGAUUUAAUUGGUGAAAUUUUGUCAGUGUUUUUUUGUCUGACUUAAAUGCUGGGUGAAGGGAACAAGCUCAGGUUGGUAAUUAUGGUGAUAUUUUCUCAGGGUGACAAAGGGCAGUUAUACUUCAAUGCACUAGGGUUGCAGGUAAACAUAGGCUGCUUUUCUGCUGAAGAAAAGUAUUUGCAGGGCCUGGUUGCUCAGUGAGUGUCACCCCAGCUCUGAACAAAGGACAAACUGCUAAAAUCCCUAAAAUGCUGCUGAUGAGUUUUGGGCUUUCUUUAAAUGUGUAUCUCCCAUACCAACCGUACAUUUCAGCUCCUAUUUCCUUCCCUCCCCAGCAGACUCCUAGGCUACCUGCAUGAGCCUAGUCUAUGAUAUUAGAGAUCUCCUCUUCUAGAAAUCAACUGCUGAACUACAGCUUUUUGCAAACCUCAAUCCCCAUAGCAUCUUGCAAUGUUUUUGAAAAAAAAAAACAAACCAACCAAACAAAACCCACAUGUACUAUCCAGCCAGGAGUUAGCCAGGCAGGCAUGUGUGACAUUCGGUGCUUGUCUCGAACAAUCCAAGAGAUAAAUAGUAUAUUCAGUUACUUGUGGUGUCUGGUGUUUGUCUCGAUACAUCCAAGACAUAAGCAGUGUUUAACAAAGAAACGUCUCACCAACCCACCAAACCGGUUUUACUCAACUGAUAAUGGCAAGACCCCCUGUGAUGUGGCAAAUGCAGAAGGCGAACCCGGAGAGUUUGGUGUGGAACGUGCUGAGACUGUAGAUAGAAGAGGCAAACAAUUGGUGCCACAGCUAGCACUGAGCAAGGACAUCCGGCAAUAACCAGACCUUGAAUUAAUAAAGAGGCUCAGAGAGUGUUUUCAUGUAAAUCACCGACCUGGCAGAAAAGGCUUACAAAUAACUGGACCAAAGAAAUACAGGAGGUGAUGAAUUUUCCCUGCAAACGUGGAACAGUGAUUGGGUAACCGCUGUAGCUCAUCCCAGGAAUUAACUAUAUAAAGGAGAAGAGCACCGGUCUCAAGACGCCUGCUAAGAUCGGACCACCACCUCCCUUCUGUGAGACCAACGGGACGCCACGGAGCUCUGGGUGGUGACUUUCCUUUAACUCUUGAUUUCCUCUCCUGACCUUUCUCUUUUGUAGUAGUUUAGGGUUAGUUAUCGCCAUCUAUUACAAGCUUAUAACAAAUACAUAGUUAAAACUCUUACCAGAUGAUCUGCACCUAAAUAAAAAUCUAUUUGUGCACCCGA
This is a messenger RNA of Apus apus (common swift), 7330 nucleotides long. It is a transcript of the gene COQ2, whose product is annotated as coenzyme Q2, polyprenyltransferase. NCBI's taxonomy places the organism in Eukaryota, Metazoa, Chordata, Aves, Apodiformes, Apodidae. The record is from RefSeq and is a predicted model, not a curated record. Gene Ontology annotation, biological process: ubiquinone biosynthetic process. Gene Ontology annotation, cellular component: mitochondrial inner membrane. The transcript is spliced from 8 exons. Bases 22 to 1128 code for a protein of 368 amino acids.